Frieseomelitta varia is the source of this 1716-nucleotide messenger RNA. RefSeq lists its product as uncharacterized. The transcript has a single exon. The coding region runs from base 1 to 1542 and encodes 513 amino acids. Lineage: Eukaryota; Metazoa; Arthropoda; Insecta; Hymenoptera; Apidae. The record is from RefSeq and is a predicted model, not a curated record.
AUGUAUAUCAAUACAAACACACACUUUUUACCAAAAAAUUUCAUUGUUCAUACAUUUUAUAGUGAAAGGACUUGUUUCUGCUGGAAUCAAAAUGAACUUGUAAUAUUUCCAUACGGAAAUAAUGACUCUGUCGAAGUUUUGACAACACCAGCACCAAUAAAAACUGUACAAUGUUUUAGCGGUAGAAUUUUUUUAAUUUGCAUUCCACAAGGCGUUUAUAAACUUUCGAGGGAUUGGAAAUUUGCCGUUUUAAGCAAAAGUGCGAUUGGAAUAGGUACUGUUUUUUAUGAGGUACUGAUACCAAGAAAUGGAUAUCUUUAUUUGGAUAAUAAACAAAAAAUGUCAAACAAACUAUUAUUUAAACUUUCUUCCAAAGAAAUUAAUUCCAGUCAGCUAUGUGUUCAUCUGUUAAACGUGGAAACCACUACAGAAUGUUUUAUGAAAGCCUUAACAAAUAAUUACUCUACCGUAGAAAAUUUAUGUAUAAUUGCAAACGGACAAAAACUUUUAACAUUAAUUAACGAGACUGUACAAAUAAUACAUAGCAGUAUUUACUCCAUUAGAGAUGUAAUACCUGUAUGGAAAAAUAACAAGAUUGUAGCAUUACUUCUUGCUACUACCAUAAAUGUUGUUAUUAUAAUGCAUCCAAAAGAUGACACACUUAUCUUUGAAACAAUUUAUUUAAAGCCAGAAAUACAAGCCAUUUGUGCUGGUUUUAGUCAAUCCUUAGAUGACAUGUUAUGGAUUGUUUAUUUAUAUGAAUCUGAAUUGUACUAUGCAAAAAAACAAUUACUCGUUGAUAACGUUCAUCAAAUAAGAGUUGAAGAUAAAAGCUUUGUUUGUUUACAAUCAUAUGAUUCUAAGAUGAUUUUAGGUUUGACACAGGAUAAACAAUUAGUAGAGAUUUCUAUAAAUACAAUAGAAAGAAACCUACCGGUAGAGAAUGAUACUUUUAUUAAUCUGCAUUCCAACAUGUUAGAAACUGCAACAGUUAUAAUGGAGAAGAUUUAUAAGGGAACUCAAGAAUUACAAAUUUUAAAUGAAACAUUAACAGUAGAAACAGAUAAAUUAAAAAGAAUAAAUUUAUACGCACAUAAAGAUAAAGUACUCUUUUGUCCGAAAAUAACAACAAAUUAUGUAGCGAAUCGGUUAUUUUUAUCUGCAAAUUUUCACGAUGUCUUUCCAAAAAAUAGUUGGGUCAUUCUUAAUAUGAAAUUUAAAUAUCAAAAUUUAUUUUGUAUGAAAAAAGUAGUAAAUCAAGAGAUUACAAUCGAUAUUUAUGUACCUGAAAAUUUAGCGAUAAAUUUUUCGCAAAUUGCAGUGGAUUUAAUAACUUUUAAAGAUGAAGGACAUCCUUGGUGUCUAAUAAGGAAUUAUGUAAUGAGUGAUUAUAUUGAAAAACAAAAGAAAAAGAGAUCAAAUUAUGAUUUUAUAAAUUCUAAAAUUGCCAAGCUCGAAGCUUUUAUACGAGAAGGAAACAUUGAUAUGAAAAAAUUAUCUGAAAUUAAGAAAAGUGUAAGGAAAGAAUUUAAUGAUAUUUAAAUUUAAAUGAUAUUUGAAAUAAACUUUAUAACUUGAUAUUUAUUUUAUAUUAUAUUUUUAUGACGUGAAUUUGUAUAGAAAAUAGUAGGAAUUAAAUAUAGGUGAUCAAUAAAAAAAUCCAUUUGAAAACAAAACUGUAUCUUUAUUUUAUGAAUAUAAUAAUAUGUUGAUAAA